GGAUCACCAUCCAUUGUUCCAUCACCAUCAUCAAUGACUUUAGUAAGAGCAACCUGUGGUUAUCCAGGAUCACCACGUAAUGGUCGUGUAUUACAUCUACUUGAACGUUAUGAAGAAGGAAUGGUCAUAACAUUUGAAUGUGACCCUGGUUAUUUUCUAUUGGGUCCAAUGACACGUACAUGUCAAUCAAAUAAUACAUGGUCUGGAAGGAUGCCCAUUUGUGAUCAAUCAAUCCGGAAUCUAGGUUUAACAUCGGCAUCGGAAGCAUUGAAUAAUUAUCCACCACAAUUAGCUGUGGAUGGAAAUUUUCGUACAUGUUUCUUUUCAAAUCGUCGUAAACCACGAUGGUGGCGUGUUGAAUUACCUAAAGCAGCAAUGGAUAAUCAAUCUAUUAUAUCGGUUGCGUUAACGUUACCUCCUAUAAAUGCUGAACUUUAUUUUUCAAUCUAUGUGAUUGAAGUAGAAACAUUGACAACCAAUCAUGGUGAAAAUGAUACUUUUUUGGGAAAGAAUUCUACACAAACAUCUUACGGUCAUAGUGUGACAACAAUGUCAACUUCUUCAAAAUAUCAUAAAUGUGCAUCAUUUCGUGGUGUGUUUUCAUCCAAAACAAUAUUUGUACAAUGUUCAUCGAAUAAUGGUGGUCUUCGUGGAAAUUAUCUACAAAUCGAAGAUGAUUAUCCACAAUUGGAAUAUUUUGGUCUUUGUGAAGUUGAUGUAUUUGUUGAACGUGGCCAUUAUGAAUGUGGUCAGGUUGAGGUACCGGCUUUUGGUUUCGUAUUGGAUCAACAGAUUUCAGUUGAUGGAUCUCGUUCAGUUGAAUAUCAUUGUCAUGAUGGAUAUCGUUUGAUCGGACAAUCACGACGUCAUUGUGAUCAACGUACAGGACAAUGGAUUGAUAAAGAACCAUAUUGUGAACGAAUCACAUGUCCGGAACCAGUAUCAAUUAUGAAUGGAUUUCAUCGAAUGUAUGGUGAAGAUUAUUAUGAUCAACCGGUUGUUGGUUCACGAACCGUUUAUGAAUGUCGUCCUGGUUUCGUAUUUGUCGAUCCAAAUGCAAAUGAUACACGUAUCUGUGAUCGUUAUGGACAAUGGUCCGGUAGUUUGGAUGUUCCACAAUGUGAACCAAUCGAUUGUGGUCAUCCCGAAUCAUUAUUAGUAAAUUCAGAGGAAUUUUUUCUAUCCGGUGCACAGUUUCGUCUGAUCAAUGGAUCGACUAAAUUUUCAGCAUUAGCCGAAUUGAUUUGUUCAUCACAAGAUGUUCAACGUUCAAAUCUGACACGUUCAAGCUUGUGGUUUCGUUGUCGUGAAGACGGGCUUUGGACAGAAAUUAUCAAUCAAAAUGAAACAACUAUAUCAUCAUCAUCAUCAUCAAGACAUCGAUCAUCCACAAGUUGUGUACGACAACGACAUAAUGGAUUUCUCUAUUUCUACGGUUAUGGAUCAUCAUCGACGAUAAAAAAUUUUUUCCGUAAUAAAAGUUUCUACAUUCGUGAAACAUCUGUAAAUAUUUUGCAUCUGUUGGCUGCCGUUGUAAUUGCUGCUUUCCUUUCCAUAUUAAUUAUUGUGAUUCUUAUGUUCAAACGAAAUAUAAUUGAAUGGCCUGAAGCUGCUUUGUCAUCAUCCACUGUUUCGGCAAUGAAACGUCGAAUAAAAUUGACUGGAGAAUCGAUAGCUAAAUUUUUACUAACAAUUUUCAAUCGUCUUCGCAAUUGUCUUAUAAAUUCAUCAUCAUCAUCAUCACCGAAUGUUCAUUCGUCUCAACCAGAAUCCAACAGUGAUAAUGAUGGCGAUCAUCGUGAACAUUCAGAAGAAAAGGAAGAACCAAGACGAGCAUCAUUGACUAAAUCUAUAUUAACACCACCUAUAUUCACUAUAACUCCAUCAUUAAGUUUAGAUAUAGAAUCUGGUAGAAUUAGCCGUCAACAGAAUGCAAAUGAUAAUCAUGCCAUUUCCUCUUCACAAUCUUCGUCAUCAUCAUCUUCACCAUCUUCAUCGUCCUGUUCGAUUGUAGUGGAUCAAGAAACAUUAAAUUCAAACACCAAUAAUAAUAAUAAUAAUAGUAAUAAUGCUAAUAACAAUAAUAGGAAUAAAAAUGAUCUCAAUCAAGCAUUGGCAACAUUCUAUGAAGAGAUUACUAAUGCAGCCAAACAAAUGUUUUCGGAGGAAACUGAUCGUAAAUUAAUUCGAGCAGCUCGUAUUGCAGCCGAAUUAGAUGCCAUUAAAAAUCAUACACAGAAAUCGGCUAAUUAUCAUCAUCAUUAUCCUCAACAACAGCCACAACAACAACAACAAUAUCAAUGGAUCUAUUCAACGCCUCCAAGAUUUACUCAUUCAUCCGGUUGUACAUCAUUACCACCAUCAUUACAUGAAUAUCAUCAGAUAUUACCAGCAAAUACAAAUAGCCAACAACAACAACAUCCACAAGUAACACAAAGUCAAAUAUAUGCUAAAGUUGAUCUUAUACGUAAACAUCGUUAUCGCAAAGAAAAAGAUAAUAUUGUCAGUGUUUAUCAGGUACCAAAACCACGAUGUCCAAUCAUAUCGCAACAACAACAACAACAACAUCAACCACAAUUAUCAUCAGAUUAUCAUCAAUUACGAAAAGCUAUUUCAACACCGGAUGCCGUUUUUGUUGAUGUUAAUAAUGAUUAUGGUGAAUAUGGAACCAUACGACGAAUUCAGCAAAUAUGUUCGAAUACAAUACAACGGCCACCAAAUAAUAAAACAAUGACAACAACAACGGUGACCAUACAUGAACCAACGAAUAAAUUUCCAUUGAAAACAUUACUUUAA
Messenger RNA from Dermatophagoides farinae (American house dust mite), 2796 nucleotides. RefSeq lists its product as uncharacterized. The record is from RefSeq and is a predicted model, not a curated record. NCBI's taxonomy places the organism in Eukaryota, Metazoa, Arthropoda, Arachnida, Sarcoptiformes, Pyroglyphidae.